UGCACGCGUACACGCCGCGACGCGAUAAUCGAUUAAAUAAUAAACACACAUAGCCGUAGAAUUCUUAUAUAACUUUACUUACUAUUCGGUGUGCCUCUCUUCAGUUCGCGAUGGAUUUGCGAAACCAGAAACUCGAACAGCAACGUCAGCUCAUGGAGCAGAAGAUGAAGCAGAAGAGACAAACUACUGGCAUGAUCCAGGCAUCUGAUAUUAGGAAUGCCAGUGCAAAAAGUAGAGCUACCAGUGCACAUCGCAAGGAAUUACAUGGUUAUGAUGGCCCCCUUCAAUAUUCAAUGACACAUGAUAAUAAUCCAGAUCAGGUUAUUUCGAUUGUUCCAACUAUUGAAUGCAUUGAAGGACAAAAUGCCAAUGACUUAACGCGGAGUUCUUCGGAGUUGAUGGACUUGGAAGAUGAAGAAUCAACGCCAAUCACGACUCCGGACAACGGCAAUGUUCCGAUCAAUCCUAUUAAUGACCAACCGCCGAUGAUACGCAAUGGCACAACGGAAUUCGAAGGAGAUGUUGAUGGAAACAUUGACCGGUUUGUCCUGCAGCCGGCGAUUCAGAAGGGUUUAUACAAAUGCCGCAUCACACGAGACAGAAAGGGCAUGGACCGUGGGCUGUAUCCGACUUAUUUCCUACAUUUAGAGAAGGAUUACGGAAAGAAAGUGUUUUUGUUGGCCGGAAGGAAACGAAAGAAGAGCGCGACAAGCAAUUACUUGAUUUCUACUGACCCCACUGACCUGUCCCGAAAUGCUGAUUCGUAUGUAGGAAAACUAAGGUCGAAUUUACUCGGCACGCAAUUUACUAUAUAUGAUAAUGGGAAAUCACCAAGACGGAUGGGCCCAGGCGGUGAUCAACACGUCCGGGAAGAACUGGCGGCUGUUAUCUACGACACAAAUGUUUUAGGAUUUAAAGGACCUCGCAAAAUGACGGUUAUUUUACCAGGUAUGACGACAGAUCACGAACGAGUACAACUUCAACCACACGAGACUGGCGAAGGUUUAAUCGACUGCUGGAAGUCGAAGAAUAUGGACAACCUCAUUGAGCUUCACAAUAAAACCCCCGUGUGGAAUGAUGAGACGCAAUCGUACGUUCUUAACUUCCACGGUCGCGUGACGCAGGCGUCAGUGAAGAAUUUCCAGAUCGUCCACGAUAGCGACAACGAUUACGUGGUGAUGCAAUUUGGUCGGGUUGCUGAGGAUGUCUUCACCAUGGAUUACAGGUAUCCGAUGUGCGCGCUGCAGGCGUUUGCCAUCGCGCUCUCCAGCUUUGAUAGUAAGUUGGCGUGCGAAUAGGUCCUCACUUUCAUCUAGCGCGGAGUAUACAAGGUUUUAUCGUUCCAUUUUAAUACGCGCGCACAUGUGCGAAAACAAAAACAUGAACACCGGUGCCUAUUGAUUAUACUCGGAUAGAUUUAUCGAUAUUCUACUGUCUGUGGUUUGAUAAAUGUACUUAAAUGUUUUUCUCUGUUUGUAUCGACUUUACAAAAGCGAAUCUCGGCUCUGCGCGCAGAAAAAACGCCGACACAUGAGGGUAUCGUAAAUUAUUCGAUUCUAGCUGCAUUAAGGGGGUAUAUACGGUUAGAAAGCAAACUUGUCAAUUUAUAGUAUUAAUUUCGAAUAUGUAAUCAGAAGAAUUCUAUUUUAUUUCAAAUAUUUUCACCUAUAUAACCCCUUUUUGCUGGUAAUGCUCGUACUAAUAUAUUAAUCAAACAUGUGUGUACUUAAAAAAAGACAUUCAAUGUGUACGCUGUAUUCGUACGGUUUACAAUCGCAUGCGGGAACCGCACGGCAUAUUUUAGCAGUUGGUUGCAUCGCGGUGCUCGCACAACAAGUUCAUCACAACUGAAUCGAUGAAUACCGCAGCACAUUCGUGAUAACCUGUUACAUGCACAAUUGCAUUGCGUCAUGUUCAUUCUCGGUAAUAAUUCGUAAAGUUUUGACUAUAAAUUUAUUUGUGUUUGCUGCGGUUCCGGCAUAUCGUCUCGCAACCAAAAAAUCACGUCUAUUAAGGGGUUACAUUCGUUUCAGUUAAUUAAACUAAGUGCGUUAUUAAAAGCAUUAAUUUCGAUAAAAAUUAGAUCGUGAAUAACAAAAAAUAAAAACAUCUCUUUUAGGUGUUGUUUUGUGCAGUAAACAUAUUUUUUAUUGAGAUGUAAAAUCGUGUCGAAACGACCUUCGCAAUAUCAUUGUAAAAGUAAAUACAGCACAUCGACUCCAUUGCAAUAAUAGUUUUUAUAAAAUCGCGAAUUAAUGUUUUAAAAUUUCAUUUUUUGCGAUUAUAACUGACGAUGCAAUGAAAUACCAGGAAUUGCUCUAAAUAUGUUCACCUAUGCGAAUAUAAAUAAUAUAGUAACAAAUAACCAUACAUAAUUGAAUUGUUUCACAAGGUUGUGAAAGUUUGAUUACGGAAAAUCGAUGUAACCCCGCAAAAACUUAACAAUAAUCUCAUUAUACUAAUAACUGUAUUAUACUAGCGUAGAGAUAUAAAUGUGUUGAUAUGUUCAAUGUAUCAAUGAAAAGCGAAGCUGUUGAGUACAGUGGUACAAACGAUGAUGGAAUUAAUCAAAUUUGGUUGCCUUGAUUAGCUUUUAAUGAAAUUUUAACUUCGCCAAAAAGAAAAAUUCAAAUACAAUGCGACGAAUUGAAGUUGAAACACGCAACCAUUGUUUAUGAAAACACAUCGCAUCGAUCAUUCUAGUCGUUAAUUAGUAGUAAAUAAUGCAGUAUAAUUAUUGAUUUAUAGUGUCAACAAAUUAGGUAAGCCUUAUUUUUAACUCGAACCGUGCGCUACAGCUGACGCGCACGAGAUACCAGUUAGUAUUAGAUCGCAUUUGUUUACUUAGGUUUUUUUUUCUACAAAGAGUACAAUAUUUUCAAAGACAACACGAUAUUUUGUGCGGUAAACUGCGCAAGCUAACAAAAAUCAAUUAUUAAUAUAUGCCUUAUAGGAUGAACUGUGUUGAAUUGAAAUAUUUAUUGUAAAAACAAAGAUUAUAUUGUGACGAUGUGUUCCAACUAUCUCAAAAUCAAUCAGUAUUGCGUUUACUUGUAAGUGGUAGUAAGCAACACUAACACCAAGUACACGAAGUUGAAUUGGUACGUUUUAUGUAUGAUAUUGUUCUCGAAUAAGCGAUUGUGCCUUAGUUUUAUCGCAUUCUAGUUACAAAAGACGCAAUUAGUAGCCAUUUUAUUGAAUACGACAAACUAAACAAACAAAUUGAGCGGAAAACUGGAGAGUAUUUUUCUAUGUGUGCUCAUGUUGCACGUUAAUCAUAAGCACAAUAAUUUUACGUAGCGGCAAACUGAAAACUCGGAAACUGAUUCAAAAUCAAAACUCAAUUAUGUGCGCAAAAGAUAAAUGUGAUUAAAUGUUCCGUCGCCGAUCGGUUUUUAAAAAUGAAUGUUGUAUUCUUAUUGUAAGUGUCUUAUCUCAUUAUACAGAAAUACAUGUCAA
Molecule: messenger RNA, 3459 nt
Organism: Dalotia coriaria
Lineage: Eukaryota; Metazoa; Arthropoda; Insecta; Coleoptera; Staphylinidae
Gene: ktub
Product: Tub domain-containing protein ktub
Exons: 6
Coding region: 111-1298 (395 amino acids)
Biological process (GO): protein localization to cilium
Cellular component (GO): cilium
Source: RefSeq, a predicted model, not a curated record